Sungouiella intermedia is the source of this 717-nucleotide messenger RNA. Lineage: Eukaryota; Fungi; Ascomycota; Pichiomycetes; Serinales; Metschnikowiaceae. The record is from the annotation of a GenBank genome assembly.
AUGUUCACGGGCUUGAUAGAAACGAUAGGUUCCAUCUUGGAAUACAAUGAACUAGAUAAUUCUGAAUCAGGUGGCAAUGGUGUUUCAGCUGUUAUAGGUGAUUGUCUGGAAAUUUUAGGUGACGUUCAUUUGGGUGAUUCCAUCAGUACCAACGGAGUUUGUCUCACAGUUACAGAAUUUGAUAGCGCAAGAACACAAUUUAAAGUUGGAAUUGCUCCCGAAACUCUCCGUCGUUCAAAUUUGGGUGAGUUACGCAUAGGCUCCAAAGUCAACUUGGAGAGAGCUGUGACUUCCGAAGUGAGGCUAGGAGGUCAUGUAGUUCAAGGUCAUGUGGAUACAAUUGCUAAAAUAACCAAGAAGAUUCCAGAUGGCAAUUCCAUCGCGUUCACUUUCCAAUUACGUGAGAAGGAGAACAUCAACUACAUCGUGGAAAAGGGGUUCAUCGCAGUUGACGGUACUUCGUUGACCGUCACGGGGGUUGAUUACCUGACGGGAGAGUUCUCCAUCAUGUUAGUAAGCUAUUCACAAGGCAAGGUGAUCUUACCUAGUAAGAAUGUUGAUGAUACUGUUAAUAUCGAAGUUGAUUUCACUGGAAAGUUGAUUGAGAAGCAAAUUGAACUCACACUAGGGGGACAAUUGGAAAACGAAAACUCUCCUUUGGUGAAGUUUAUCAAUCGCAUUGUCGACCAGAAGGUUAAUGCUUUGGGUAAAGAGUAG